Messenger RNA from Hyla sarda, 2376 nucleotides. RefSeq names its product SRY-box transcription factor 14 (gene SOX14). The record is from RefSeq and is a predicted model, not a curated record. The transcript has a single exon. Gene Ontology annotation, molecular function: DNA-binding transcription factor activity, RNA polymerase II-specific; RNA polymerase II cis-regulatory region sequence-specific DNA binding. Lineage: Eukaryota; Metazoa; Chordata; Amphibia; Anura; Hylidae. Bases 837 to 1556 code for a protein of 239 amino acids. Gene Ontology annotation, biological process: anatomical structure morphogenesis; negative regulation of transcription by RNA polymerase II; positive regulation of transcription by RNA polymerase II.
GGACAGCCAGGACAGGAGCCUGUUAACCCCUGCUUGGAGCUGAGUCCCUCUGUGAUCAUCCUGCACCUCUGAAUGCAGUAGAGGUUCUCCUGCUCCCCCCUGACACUAAACUCUUCACCUAACACCCUUCCUAUAAAAGCAGGAGGAGCUGAGGAGUUGUGACUGCUUCUAUUAGUGGAUUAACUAACAAAAGCUUGGUCCUUAAUCUGCUCUAUUUAGUGUUUUCCCUUUCUCUGCCUCCUGUUCCCUCAGUGUUGUGUGUGGAUGGUGCCUUGGUGUAGAAGGUGUUGUGCAGGAGCUGGCAGCUGAUUGGGUGUCUGUGGCAGGGGUGUAAACCCUUUUGAUUAUUAGAUUGCAUGCUGCACUAAGCAGGAAAGGCUUUGAACUUCUCCACUUUUGGCACAGUGUAUUCUUCUUUUUUGCUAUGAGCUGUUCCUCAUUCCCAGCAAGGUGCUGCGCUAAACAAGACACCUUCAGGAAGAAGUAGGGGCAUCAUCUGUAUGAGAGCUUUCUUCUCCCCUCCUAUCUUUCUUUGCCUUACCCUGUCUCUGUUAUCACAGACAGGAAAACACUCUCACACACCUUGGACCUCAAGGAAGAGCUUUGUUGGACCUGAAGGACUUCUGGAUCUUGACUGUUACCUUCUUCUUCUUCUCCUCCAUCAAGAGGGUUCCUCAGGGUGGGAAGGCACGAAGUUCUCUUCCAUCUCGCCUUGUUCCUCCACUCAGUCUCUGGCAUGAUUAGUUAAAGACUUUUCAUUUUUCAUUAUCAAAAGGACAAGAGAAGGGGGGGAACUUGGAGUUGCCUUUUGCUGGUCACCCAGAUUGAACGCUGCCAUGUCUAAGCCUGUUGACCAUAUCAAGAGACCCAUGAAUGCCUUCAUGGUGUGGUCCAGAGGGCAAAGAAGGAAGAUGGCCCAGGAAAACCCCAAGAUGCACAAUUCGGAAAUAAGUAAAAGACUUGGAGCUGAAUGGAAACUUCUAUCUGAAGCCGAGAAAAGACCUUACAUAGACGAAGCCAAGAGGCUCAGGGCACAACACAUGAAAGAACAUCCUGACUAUAAGUACAGACCCAGGCGCAAGCCCAAGAACCUUUUAAAGAAGGACAGGUAUGUCUUUCCUUUACCCUACCUUGGAGACCACGACCCACUUAAGACAGGACUUCCCAUGAGUGCUACUGAGUCCUUACUAGGAGCUUCUGAGAAGGCGAGAGCCUUUUUACCACCAACCUCAGCACCUUAUUCUUUACUGGACCCAAGUCAAUUUAGCUCCAGCACCAUCCAGAAGAUGACAGAGAUGCCACACACCUUGACUACAAGCACUCUUCCCUAUGCCUCCACCCUUGGAUACCAAAACGGAGCUUUUGGUGGGUUAAGCUGCCCAAGCCAACACACUCACACCCACCCCUCUCCUACCAACCCUGGCUAUGUGGUGCCCUGUAAUUGUACAGCUUGGUCAACUUCUAACUUGCAACCUCCAGUUGCCUAUAUAUUGUUCCCUGGCAUGACUAAAGCUGGUUUAGACCCUUAUUCCUCUGCACACACCACAGCCAUGUAAGAAGAGCACUAAUGUCAAGGAAAUGAACUAAGUUGGUGCAUGUAUAGACAGACUGCCAAGAUGGUACGACCAGCAGAGAGACACCUUAAGGGAUGGUAGAGAGGAACAAUCCAAUAUUACUCCAACUUGGCAGAAAGAAAGAUAGAAUGCACUUCUUUUCUUAUGAAGGGCACAAUCUACUCCUACUAAUGCUCUACACCAAGCCAUGAGGAUAGCUGGAAGUAUUUGUCAGGACCAAUUGUAAGAAAUGUACAAGUUCCUCUAUUCUUUUCGUUUAUAUCUCCUUAAUCGGGACAGUUAACCCUUUAUUUAUUUAUGACGUUUCUCAGUUUGCCUUUGAUUUCUAUGUGACCUCGAAUUUUGAAGGGACUAACAUUAAAUUAUUUAAGAAAAAAAUAUGAAUUAUUAGUAUAAUUAUUAUUCUUAUUACUAUUCUGACCUAUUUUGCACAUUGAUUUUGCUGUUGGGGGGUUAGUGGAAGCUGUGUUAGAUAUUUUUGCCAUGCAAUCUGGUUUUACUUGUCUAAAAGAGUUUAGCACUGAGAGCUUUAUAAUAAUAUUGAUGAUGAUGAUUAUGAUUAUUAUUAUUAAUAACAAUGAUAAUAAUAAUAAUAAUAGUGAGAAUUAAUUCUUAUCUUACCCUCCCCAAAAAAUAUUUUGUAAAAAGCAAAUAACUAAAACAUGAAGGAUAUUUCUUAGAAUGAUGAAUUCCCCUUCUUCUAAGGCAUCAUGUGCUGGGGGAAAUGACUGUACACCAUUCUCUCCCUUUAUUUGCUCCUUUUUUUUUUUGUUUUUUUUUUUUUGUUGAACAAGGAUCUUUU